CUCGGCGCGCCGCUUCCAGGGCUGUACACCUACCGGCUGCCAUGGCGGAGGUGGGCCGAGCAGGCAUCAGCGACCCAGGCGCGCUGCUCCCCCGGGGCUUCUGGGCUGCGGUGGAGGUGUGGCUGGAGAGGCCGCAGGUGGCCAACAAACGGCUUUGCGGUGCCCGCCUAGAGGCCCGCUUGAGCGCUGCCCUGCCCUGCGCCGAGGCCCGCGGCCCAGGGACGAGCGCAGGCUCGGAGCAGAAGGAGCGGGGUCCGGUUCCCGGCCAGGGUUCGCCCGGAGGGGACACGGGUCCCAGGCUGCGAUCAGAACCCAAGCAGGGCAUGGCAUGUUGCGAACUUGAGGAGGCCCAGGGCCAGUGCCAGCAAGAGGAGGCACAGAGGGAAGCCGCCUCGGCGGCCCUGAGGGACUCUGGGCACCCCGGUCAUGCUGAAGGAGACGAGGGCGACUUCCCCGCCGCAGAUCUGGAUUCGCUCUGGGACGAUUUCUCCCGAAGUCUCGCCCGUGGCAAUUCGGAGAUGCUGGCCUUCCUCACCUGCUCCGGGGCGGGAUCGCAGCCAGAGGCGCAGCGUGAGCUCGACGUGGUUCUCAGAACCGUCAUCCCGAAAACUAGCCCACAUUGCCCCCUUACAGCUCCCAGGAGGGAAAUAGUCGUGCAAGAUGUCCUCAAUGGAACUGUAACGUUUUUGCCUUUGGAAGAAGAUGAUGAGGGGAAGUUAAAGGUUAAGAUGAGCAAUGUAUAUCAAAUUCAGCUCAGUCACAGCAAAGAAAAAUGGUUCAUAUCUGUUUUAAUUUUCUGUCCAGAAAGAUGGCAUUCAGAUGGAAUUGUGUAUCCCAAACCCACGUGGCUUGGAGAAGAGUUGCUGGCCAAGUUGGCCAAGUGGUCUGUAGAGAACAAGAAGAGUGACUUUAAAAGCACCCUUUCCCUUGUCUCCAUUAUGAAGUAUAGCAAGGCUUACCAGGAACUUAAAGAGAAGUAUAAGGAAAUGGUUAAGGUGUGGCCUGAAGUCACCGAUCCUGAGAAGUUCGUGUAUGAAGAUGUGGCUAUCGCGGCAUACCUGCUGCCGGUGCUCACAGUUCUGCUGGCCAAGGCGGAACUGUAUGUCCACACUCAGCAGUCAUCGUGGAGGCGCCGUCUGGCACAGAUUCUGUGGGAAGAAGAAAGGGCCGAGAGGGGACUAACUGCCAGGCAGUCCUUUGUGGACCUGGGAUGUGGAAAUGGCCUCCUGGUCCACAUCCUGAACAGUGAGGGGCAUCCAGGCAGAGGGAUUGAUGUCCGGAGAAGGAAAAUCUGGGACAUGUAUGGACCACAGACUCGGUUAGAGGAAGAUGCAAUCACACCCAACGAUAAGACCCUUUUCCCUGAUGUUGAUUGGUUAAUCGGUAACCAUUCUGAUGAACUCACACCAUGGAUACCUGUCAUUGCAGCCAGGUCUUCCUACAAUUGCCGCUUCUUUGUCCUCCCCUGCUGCUUCUUUGACUUCAUUGGAAAAUACUCCCGGAGGCAGAGUAAGAAGACUCAGUACCGGGAAUACCUUGACUUCAUUAAAGAAGUGGGCUUCACCUGUGGGUUUCACGUGGCCGAAGACUGCCUCAGGAUUCCUUCAACCAAAAGAGUCUGUCUCAUUGGGAAAUCCAGAACAUACCCUCCCUCCAGAGAAGCUUCCAUGGAUGAAAAGAGGACUCAGUACAUUAAGAGCAGGCGGGGCUGCCCUGUAAGCCCACCUGGACGGGAGCUUUGCCCUUCUCCACUCCGGGUUGCUGCUGGCAGUGCUGGUCACUGUGACGGUCACCAAGCUCUGGGCGCCAGGGUCGGGUGUGUAGCCGGGGCCUGGGCCGCUGAGCGUGGAGCAGGGCCCCAGGCCGAAGGAGCCUGGCUACCUGGAUUUCAUCCCAGAGAAAAGGCUGAGCGCGUGAGGAACUGUGCCGCCCUGCCGCGAGGCUUUAUCGACCAAGUGGUUUUGCAAGUGGCGAAUUUAUUGUUAGGUGGAAAGCAAUUAAACACAGGAAGUUCUCGAAAUGGGAGUUUGAAGACCUGGAAUCGGGGAGAGAGCCUAUCUCUGGCAGAAGUAGCCAGUGAGCUGGACACGGAGACCCUGCGGAGGCUGAAGCGGGAGUGUGGGGGCCUGCAGACGCUGCUCCGGAACAGCCACCAGGUGUUCCGAGUUGUGAAUGGGAGAGUUCACAUUCGCGACUGGAGAGAGGAGACGCUGUGGGAAACAAAGCAACCGGAAGCGAAACAGAGAGUGCUCUCCAAAGCCUGCAAAACCCGCCUCUGCUGGUUCUUCACGCAUCACCCUGACGGCUGUGCUCUGUCCGCGGACUGCUGCCCAUUUGCCCAUGGGCCUGCGGAGCUGCGGCCACCCCGGACCACCCUGAGGAAGAAGAUUCCAUGAGCUGUGUCCUUGCCAGCCAAGUCCUGGUCAGUGGGGGCCAAACCAAGGAGAGCUUCCCCAGCAAUCCUCAGUGCCGUGGUCUCUGCUCUGGCUGUGUUUCAGCCCACCUCCUCCCAGCUUUCUCUAGAUCCUCACGCCGACGAACCAUGUUUCAUAAACAUCACCCGUCAGAGAAGCCACAGUUACUCAGAAGCCCCCAGCUGGGUACCUGGCUUGUUUCAGAUGCAGCCACUUGAAACGUGCACAGCAUCUUCGUAUCACAAAGAUCGUGCAUGGAUCCUUACAGUGUCUCCUGGGGGAGAGCAGCCGGGGAUGCCUUGCACAGGUCCCUCCCAGGGCGCUGUCCGACGCCUGCCCCGCCAUGUCCACCUCUGUGAAGAGGUUGGGGCUCCCCAAGAAGCAAGACCGUAUCUGCCAGCGUUUCUCACCACACUGGAGAGCAGCCACUCUGAAGCAGGGAUCCACCAGACUGGUAUUUUUAAAAAAGGUAUAAGGCUUGCUCUGUUGAGGUUGUUUUUACAGUUACAGAGAAUAAAACAAAACACCCAUAAUUUCCUCA
Messenger RNA from Macaca mulatta (Rhesus monkey), 2955 nucleotides. The record is from RefSeq and is a predicted model, not a curated record. Lineage: Eukaryota; Metazoa; Chordata; Mammalia; Primates; Cercopithecidae.